UUAAUAAAAGUUCAAAAGCUCUGGUUUCGCAAAAGUUUUCAAAGUGUCCUAUUUUUCAAAAGUUUAGUAUGGAAAGUCCUAUUUUUGCAAAUUUCCCGAGAGAGAUGAGUGUGAAAUAGAAAGGAGGCGGCCAAUUUUAGAAUUGGGGAAGGAGAGAUGGGAGAUGGGAGAUGGGAGAUGGGUAGGCAUUACAGGCUCCCACGAUCGCUGCUUGUGCUUUCCCAUUCCGGGCCUCCGCCAAAACGCAGCCAUUCAAUUCUGCCUCCCUUCUUAAGCCCCCUUCCCCCGCAGUCUUCAUGCUGCCCACCAAAGAAUUCCCAUCCCUUCGCCUUCUAUUUCCUUUCUCAACCUCCCCGCCCCCCUCUCUCCCCUCCAUCUCCAUUCCCUCCUCCCUCUCUCGCCGUUUCCCUUCUUCUUUCUUCUUCUUCCCCACUCGAAUCCUCCCCGGGGCGGGUGCGGGUUCGAGCCACCGAAGAAGAAGAGAAAGGAGAAGAAGAAUGUUUGAGAAUAGUGCCCCCAAUAUGACCCCCGAUACCAGCGCCUGCGCCUCCCCCACCCCCACGUUGACCAGGAAUCAGGCCUCCAAACCCCCCAAGCCCGUUCCGGUUAAAGACGAAGAAGGACCCAAAGAGAAGCAGCUUUCAGAUGUGGACAUAUUGAAGGAGAGGUUUGCCAAGUUGCUCCUGGGAGAGGACAUGUCCGGCGGAGGAAAGGGCGUGUCAUCGGCUUUGGCGUUGUCCAAUGCCAUUACGAAUCUUGCAGCUUCUAUCUUUGGCGAGCAAAAGCGGCUGGAGCCUAUGGCACCGGAAAGGAGAGCAAGGUGGAGAAAAGAAAUUGACUGGCUCUUAUCUGUCGCCGAUCACAUUGUUGAAUUGGUUCCUUCUAAACAAAAAUCAAAAGAUGGAUCCAACAUGGAGAUAAUGACGACAAGGCAGCGAAAUGAUCUCCACUUGAACAUCCCAGCCUUGCGCAAGCUUGAUGCGAUGCUUAUGGAUUGCUUGGAUAACUUCAAAGAACAGAACGAAUUCACCUACGAGAAGAGAGAUGAUGACACCAAGAGGCAAGAUGACAAAUGGUGGAUACCCACGCCUAAGGUUCCCGCAAAUGGUUUGUCUGAUGUCACAAGGAAAUGGCUGCAGUUCCAAAAGGACUCCGUCAACCAAGUACUCAAAGCCGCCAUGGCUAUAAACGCACAAGUUAUAUCAGAGAUGGCGAUCCCCGAAGACUACAUCGAAUCCCUGCCCAAGAAUGGUCGGUCAAGCCUUGGAGAAUCGAUCUAUAGAAGUAUUACGGUGGACGAUUACUUCGAUCCUGAGCAUUUCCUUUCCACUUUGGAUUUAUCGUCAGAGCUUAAGAUCCUAGACCUCAAGAAUAGGAUCGAGGCAUCGAUUAUGAUAUGGAGGAGGAAGAUGAAUGCCAAAGAUGGAAAGUCUCCUUGGGGAUCAGCUGUGAGCUUCGAGAAGAGAGAACUAUUUGAAGACAGAGCAGAGACCGUCUUACUCAUUAUUAAACAUCGAUUCCCUGGAAUCCCUCAGUCUUCACUGGAGAUCAGCAAAAUCCAAUACAACCGGGACGUUGGACAGGCAAUUCUGGAGAGCUACUCGAGAGUACUAGAAAGCUUGGCCUCCACGGUCAUGUCAAGAAUAGAAGACGUUCUCCACGCAGAUUCUGUGGCGCAAAAUCCAUCGCUUGGAGAACAAAAAAGGAAUCCUCUUGUACAAGACACCUCACUAGUUACAUCGACAGACAGGUUCCCCAGUGCGCAAGAAGAGUUAGAGAAGCUGAACUCAGCACAAACACCCUCUUCAAUGACGCUAUCGGAUUUCAUGGGCUGGACCUCAGACCACAGGGAGGAUGAACCCAAGACAGAUCCAGCAGCAGCAGAAACCCAUUUGUGCAUCGAGAAUGAGAAGAAGUGCCUAACCAAGACACUCACCAUCGUGACCAGCAGGAAAUUUUCCUACAUCGAGAAGCUCGAGAACUCGGGCGGUUUAAGAAGUCCAACAGCUCGCCAUUGAUUUGCACAAGAGGAGAGAGAGAGAGAGAAGAAGUGAAGUGAAGUGAAAGGCAGACCUCAAAGAGGAGGAGAACAGGGAGAGAGCAGAAGCAGAAAGAGCAUGCGUGUGUUUAGGCGGCGGCGGCGGCUGCUGGUGCUGCUGCUUGGUGAAUGGAUGAAGAAUGAUGAUUGGUUGGUUGUUUCAUUUUGUAAAUAGGGAAAGCUGAGUUGACUUUCCCUGUGUUGGGCCGGAAGCGUUUUAUUUAAGCUUCUCCUUCCCAAGGGAUCGCAAUUGUUUGACAUGUAACGUAACGAAGGGCAAUUUGCAGUCUUAACAAGCAGCUAAGCUAACCACACCUCACCUUCACCUUCACCUUCA
Molecule: messenger RNA, 2375 nt
Organism: Diospyros lotus (date-plum)
Lineage: Eukaryota; Viridiplantae; Streptophyta; Magnoliopsida; Ericales; Ebenaceae
Product: rop guanine nucleotide exchange factor 9-like
Exons: 7
Coding region: 297-2018 (573 amino acids)
Molecular function (GO): guanyl-nucleotide exchange factor activity
Source: RefSeq, a predicted model, not a curated record